AUCCCACAGGAACACAACUAACAUAUACAUCCACCUGCUUAGUAGCCACCUACAUACACAGUGCUAGACUGCUAGACGAGCACACUAUAUAUAUAUGCAUACAUAUUGCUAGGAGCAGUCCUGAUGCAUGAUGUGUGGUGUAGCUAGCUAGGAGUAAGUAGAUCAGAGCUAGCUAGCGGAAUUAGUAACUCAUCGACCAGCUUAGCUAGCGUGCAUGGAGGACGACAAGAAGGAAGGCAAGUACCGCGGCGUGCGGAAGCGGCCGUGGGGCAAGUUCGCGGCGGAGAUCCGGGACCCCGAGCGCGGCGGCUCCCGCGUCUGGCUCGGCACGUUCGACACCGCCGAGGAGGCCGCACGGGCCUACGACCGCGCCGCAUUCGCCAUGAAGGGCGCCACGGCCGUGCUCAACUUCCCCGCCGGGGCCGCCACCAUGAGCGGCGGCGGCUCCUCCUCGUCGGCUCCGGCGGCGGCGGCGGGUGCCGCCAGCAGGGGCAGGACCACCCGGGUCCCGGACUCGGAGAAGGUGGAGCUGGAGUACCUUGACGACAGGAUCCUCGAGGAACUGCUCGCGGAGGACAAGUACAGCAAGAACUACUAAGACUACGCACAUAGCUAUUACGGAGUACACAGCUAAUAUAAUACACUUGUGUUCUGCUCGCUGUGCUGCUCUUCCAGUAAAAAAGGACACAAGCAGUAGUCCUGCGGAGAAUAGCUAGCAGCUAGCCUCUGUUCUUUCCGGUGCCUGGAGCUGGCAUGCACACGUGUACACACGGCACCGAGCAGCUUACACGUCAUUGUUCCAGCAAGCAAGCUCACGCACCGUGCUUCGUCACCAUGAGUGAAGACGGAAGAAAGCAGGCGAUGCAUGCAGGCAUUUGGUGCAGCGCCAGUACGUCGUACCCUCUUGCUUCAUAUAUUCUAUA
Panicum hallii is the source of this 923-nucleotide messenger RNA. RefSeq names its product ethylene-responsive transcription factor ERF096-like. The record is from RefSeq and is a predicted model, not a curated record. The transcript has a single exon. Lineage: Eukaryota; Viridiplantae; Streptophyta; Magnoliopsida; Poales; Poaceae. Gene Ontology annotation, molecular function: DNA-binding transcription factor activity; DNA binding. Gene Ontology annotation, biological process: regulation of DNA-templated transcription; ethylene-activated signaling pathway. The coding region runs from base 215 to 598 and encodes 127 amino acids.